UGAACAUGAAUGUUAGGGAAAAAAAAUGUUCUAAUGUUCUAUUCUACGUUCUAGAAACUUUUAAACCGUUGUUCCCUCACCUGCCUCUUAAUUUCUUAAUUUCUCAAUCAUGAAGCAAACAGAAAAUGAUUAUAAGCUGCUACUCAUCACCAUCAUCAACGAAAUGACCAGUUCACUCAGCUUGGUCAUCCUGGUGAUGGCCUCAAUGGUGGUAGCAGUGGCCGAGGUGUCAGCACCCAGGAAUCCACAGCGACUACGGGCUAAGCCUACUAAGAAGCCCCCUCAGGGUGGGGAAACUUCUUCAGUGCCGCCUACCCGCCUGAGUGUUCGCUUCACCACCACCAUGGCUCCUAUCCCUUCCAGCAGCGCCUUGCCUGAGGAGACCACGGAGUCCAUCACGGAUUCAUAUUCGUCUUCCACCGAGAGCAGCACCUACUCCAGUGACGCCUAUUCAGCUGACUACCACACAGAGGCUAUGUUGCCACCUGGAAUGGGUCCCCGGAACUACACUCUGGACUACAACGAGUGCUUCUUCAACUUCUGUGAGUGCUGUCCACCAGAGAGGGGCCCUCCAGGACCCAUCGGAGAGAAGGGGUCGCCAGGUGUUCUGGGGCAGAAGGGAGAGAUGGGACCUCAGGGAGCAACAGGACCAGCAGGACUUCCUGGAGCUCCUGGACUGCAGGGAGAAAAAGGAGAUCCAGGACAAGCGGGAGAGAAAGGGAUUCCAGGAAUACCAGGUUCUACUGGCAAACCAGGAGAUAAAGGUGAACCAGGUCUUAAAGGAGACAAAGGAGAUAUUGGCCUGCCUGGAUUGAAAGGUGAACUAGGGAACAGAGGGGAACCUGGCCAGAAUGGGAGCAAAGGAGAGAAGGGUGAGAUGGGCCUGCCAGGACCAAUGGGACCUGUUGGACGAGAUGGCAUGAAGGGGCUAAAGGGUGAAAAAGGAGAAAUAGGGGAACAAGGAACAAUGGAGAAGGGUGAAAAAGGUAACAAAGGUGAACCUGGGCCUCCAGGACCUAAGGGAGACAUGGGCAAGCCAGGACUGAAUGGCACAGAGGGACCUCCUGGUGUAAUGGGCCAAAAAGGAGAUACAGGGUCUCAAGGUCUACAGGGAGAGCCAGGUAAAAGAGGACCACCUGGACCACCAGGGCAAAGAGGCAUGCACGGCCUGAAAGGAAUGAGAGGUCCUAAAGGGGUACGAGGCCAAAGGGGAAUGAAGGGCUCAAAAGGAGAACCGUUCAUUCAGAAGCGCUCUGCCUUUAGCGUAGGACUCUUCCCUAGCAGAUCCUUCCCUCCUCCUGGCCACCCGGUCAGAUUUGACAAAGUCAUCUACAAUGAGGAAGGACACUGGGACCCCUACAUCAGCAAGUUUAACUGCACUCAUGGAGGCGUUUAUGUGUUUUCCUACUACAUCACCGUUCGCAGUCGUCCUUUACGGGCCGCUUUGAUAGUGAACGGGGUUCGAAAACUGCGCACUCGCGACUCCCUCUAUGGCCAAGACAUCGACCAGGCCUCCAACAUGGCACUGAUCCGACUGUCCUCCGGUGACCAGGUGUGGCUGGAGACACUGCGGGACUGGAAUGGAAUUUAUUCCAGCAGCGAAGACGACAGUACCUUUUCUGGCUUCCUACUCUUCGCUGAUGCCACUAAGGAAUGACAACUAAGAACAACUAAGAAAAUGGACCUUUUGCUUUACUACACAUGUGACCAGUGCCUGUUGCAUCAGAAGCCACCUAUUUUACCCGAGCCUCAUACUGAAGCCUCAUAUGCUUACUAACAGUAACUGAUCAGCUACUAAUAACUCUGCUUCGGGCCGUAUCUUCUGAAAUUCAUAUCAGAGUGCACCUUCAGGGACGGUUUUCCAGACACUGACUAAUUUGUGUACUAAACAGAAUUUUCAUUUUAUAGGGGAUAUGUAGAAUAUGGAAUGGAAUUCAUGCCAUAGUGAAAUGCAGUCAUUAUGGUGGGGAAACUGUGGAAUGUAAUGCGUGCAUUACUGUUUAAUGAUGCCAUGUGUAAAGUGGGCCAAAUUGAAACGUAAAACCUUUACACAACCCCCACCCUCCCAAACAUUUAUAAAGUAUUUAUACGUGAAGUAGCAUUGCUGCCUCACAGCUCCAGAGUCCCAGGUUCGAUCUUGAGCUCAAACUCAACUGACUGUGUGGAGUUCUGCAUGGUGUCUGCAUGGGUUUCCUCCUACCUCCCAAAAACAUGCCAGAGGGCAGAUUGGCUACACUAUCUUGACUCAUGGCAUGAAUGUAUGUGUUCAUUUUGCCCUGUGACAUCCAGGCUGUCCUUACACCUAGUGUCCAUUUUUCCUGGGAUAGCCUCUGGUGCCAUCAUGACCCUGAUUGUUAUAAAGCAGUAACUGAAGACGAAUGAAUGAAGGAAUUAAUUAGGUGAUAAGCAUGUCAUUUAAUUGUUCUCUGAGAUAAUGUGCAAGUCUGCGUUCCAUGCCAGAAUUUGGGGCGUGCUUGAGAAACUAGUCAGAGGUAAUUGCCUGGGAUCAAGUACAAGUUUUAUUUUUGGGGGGUAAAUAAACACUAUUUCACUUGAGCUAUUGUUAAAGACAUAUUUUCAUAAAACAGAGAAGAAGAACUGAUUAUGAUGAUGAUGAUGUGUUUGAUACUUGGAACAAUUCUACUAACCAACUUUUCCUGGGUAUUUGCAAUUAAAUUUGCGAAUCCUUUUAAUCGCACUUGAGGCUUAAUGCACCACUUGGAAGUCUAUUUGUAAACAUCCGAGAUUUGGUAAAGGACAAUAAUUAUAUUUUGUCGUAGCAUGUUUAAAACGUUUCACCAAGAAAUGCAAUACAGCUUGAAUUCAAUUCUGGCAUAAAUUCAGCAUUUUAUUCUUACAUUGUUUUUCAGCAAAGAGUUCGAGCACCAUGAACCGGACUUCUCACUUUUGGCAUGUCACUACUGAAACAAUGUCACUUGUGCAUUGCAUGUGUUCUUUAUGUACUUUGUCAACUUAAUGGUUGCGUCUCAUUGUGACGUGAAUUCCUCUCCACAGCAGCACUGCUCAUAUACAUAGUUUCCUGUUUGUACAAUAAAAACAUGGCACUUGA
Messenger RNA from Ictalurus furcatus (blue catfish), 3070 nucleotides. RefSeq names its product otolin 1a (gene otol1a). Bases 110 to 1657 code for a protein of 515 amino acids. The transcript has 5 exons. NCBI's taxonomy places the organism in Eukaryota, Metazoa, Chordata, Actinopteri, Siluriformes, Ictaluridae. The record is from RefSeq and is a predicted model, not a curated record. Gene Ontology annotation, molecular function: protein binding.